UUAGUGAAAUGACAAAAACAGUGGAGAUUUCUGGGGAAGGUGGACCCUUGGGAAUACAUGUAGUGCCCUUUUUUUCAUCUUUGAGUGGAAGGAUGCUGGGACUCUUCAUCCGUGGUAUUGAAGAAAACAGUAGAUCUAGGCGUGAUGGACUUUUCCAUGAAAACGAAUGCAUUGUGAAGAUUAACCACGUGGACCUUACAGAUAAAACCUUUGCACAGGCUCAGGACAUCUUCCGUCAGGCAAUGAAAUUUCAAAGUGUCACCUUGGAAGUCCUUCCUCCAUAUAAUCGAGAACAAUAUGAGAAGUCUGCUAUUGCUCCCCUUUGCUUUCUGGAUAACGAAGAAGGAGUUCCAAAAACAAAGAUUCCACCUCCUGUUCAUCCAAAACCUGCUCUGAAAGCGAUUAAUCUCUCUGGAGCAAGCAGCUUGGAAGGAGGUGUGCAGGCAACUCUACAACAGGCUAAGAGCCCCAAUCUCCCACGUCUGGCUAGAAAGUCGUCUUCUCCAUCACUGUCUCCCCUUAUGGGCUUUGGCAAUAAAAAAAAUGCGAAGAAAAUAAAGAUAGACCUGAAAAAAGGUCCAGAAGGACUUGGUUUCACUGUGGUUACCAGGGACUCUUCGGUACAUGGUCCUGGUCCGAUUUUUGUGAAGAAUAUUUUACCAAAAGGUGCAGCAGUAAAAGAUGGUCGUUUGCAGUCAGGAGACAGAAUCCUGGAGGUGAAUGGACGGGACAUCACCGGCAGGACCCAGGAGGAGCUCGUAGCUAUGCUGCGGAGCACAAAGCAAGGGGAAACUGUCUGUCUGAUUGUGGCUCGUCAGGAGGAGACCUUUCUACCUCGAGAGCUGAAAGGAGAGCCAAACUGCAGUAUUCUAUCUCCAGAUGCCACAGAGCAGCUGACCUUUGAGAUUCCUCUGAAUGAUUCUGGCUCUGCUGGACUUGGUGUGAGCUUAAAAGGCAACAAAUCUCGGGAGACUGGAGCUGAUCUUGGGAUUUUCAUCAAAUCUGUUAUUCAUGGAGGUGCUGCUUUUAAGGAUGGUCGUUUACGAGUAAAUGAUCAGCUUGUUGCAGUAAAUGGGGAGUCACUUCUGGGCAAAUCAAAUCAUGAGGCUAUGGAAACACUGAGGCGCUCCAUGUCCAUGGAGGGGAACAUUCGUGGGAGGAUCCAGCUGGUAGUUCUCCGACGACUAGAGGUGCAGACAGAGGAACGCUCAGACCAGGGAGUCUUUAAAAAAUCAGCCUUUGACGGGAGUCAUAACUUCGCAGCUGCUUCCCGACACAAUGAUACUAUUCUUCAGCCAUUUGUAACGUGCAGUCCUCAGGAAAGAAUAAAAGAGUUGCCAGUGUCUGAUUGUGGCAAUGGUGAAAAUGAAACCCCUCCACCUCUCCCACCACAUCCCAGUGAUGAUCUGCUGAAUGAGGAUUAUAAUCACAGCCCUAUCAUAAAUUCAGCAGUGUAUUUAACAGAUCAGCACAUCAACUUCAGAUCUUUGACACCAGCCAAGCAGUCUGAAUCAAUUAAUCUGAAAGCCUCAAAAAGCAUGGAUCUGGUGGCCGAUGAAAGCAAAGUUGGUUUGUUGGCUGGACACAAAUCAG
This is a messenger RNA of Antrostomus carolinensis (chuck-will's-widow), 1593 nucleotides long. It is a transcript of the gene PARD3B, whose product is annotated as par-3 family cell polarity regulator beta. The transcript has 11 exons. The annotation marks the transcript as partial. Gene Ontology annotation, molecular function: phosphatidylinositol binding; protein binding. Gene Ontology annotation, biological process: cell adhesion; establishment of cell polarity; establishment of centrosome localization. Gene Ontology annotation, cellular component: adherens junction; apical plasma membrane; apical junction complex. Lineage: Eukaryota; Metazoa; Chordata; Aves; Caprimulgiformes; Caprimulgidae. The record is from RefSeq and is a predicted model, not a curated record.